Molecule: messenger RNA, 4419 nt
Organism: Pteropus alecto (black flying fox)
Lineage: Eukaryota; Metazoa; Chordata; Mammalia; Chiroptera; Pteropodidae
Gene: RNF149
Product: ring finger protein 149
Exons: 10
Coding region: 1-1467 (488 amino acids)
Source: RefSeq, a predicted model, not a curated record
AUGGUAGCUGGUACAGGAGAUGAAGGCCUUCGGGGUCUGAGUGGGAGGGGCCCGGAGCCCAGUCCCUCCAGUCAUCCCGCCCCUCCGCUCCGCCAGGUGCGCGUGCGCCGUGGCCCCGCCCACCGCCCGUCUUGCUUUUCCCGGGCUCGGUGGCCGGGCUCGCUUCUGCGCGCUCCUCGGCGUCCUCACAACGCGCGUGUCCUCUGGCACCUGGGAAUCGCCCAGCCCCUGUCCCGCCCACCUCCUCGUGAGCCCGGCGGCGGGCAUGUGGCGCGGCGGUGGCGGCCCGAGGCCGGCUGCGGGCCGCGCGGCGCGCUGGUGUUGCUGGCGUUGGCCCUGUGCGCACCCGGGGCCCGGGGCCGGGCGCUCGAGUGGUACUCGGCCGUGGUGAGCACGGAGUACAGGGACCCGCGCACGAACCAGACUGUGUGGAGCGUCGCAGAGAGCGGCCGCUUCGGCGACAGCUCUCCCAAGGAGGGCGCGCAGGGCCUAGUGGGCGUCCCGCGCGCGGCGGACCACGACCCCGAGGGCUGCUCGCCUGACACGCGCUUCUUCGUGCCCCCGCCCGGCGGCGGGGGGACCGCGCCCUGGGUCGCCCUGGUGGCGCGCGGGGGCUGCAACUUCAAGGACAAGGUGUUGGUGGCGGCGCGGCAGAACGCCUCGGCCGUGGUGGUUUACAACGAGGAGCGCCACGGGAACCUCACCGCUCCUAUGUCACACGCGGGAACAGGAAGUAUAGUGGUCAUUAUGGUUAGCUACCCAAAAGGAAAAGAAAUUUUGGAUCUGGUGCAAAAAGGAAUUUCUGUCAAGAUGACCAUAGAGGUUGGCACCCGUCACGUACAGGAGUUCAUUAGUGGGCAGUCUGUGGUGUUUGUGGCCAUUGCCUUCAUCACCAUGAUGAUUAUCUCAUUAGCCUGGCUAAUAUUUUACUAUAUACAGCGUUUCCUGUAUACUGGCUCACAGUUCGGAAGUCAGAGCCAUAGAAAAGAAACCAAGAAAGUUAUUGGCCAGCUUCCACUUCAUACUAUAAAGCAUGGAGAAAAGGGAAUCGAUGUUGAAGCUGAAAAUUGUGCAGUGUGUAUUGAAAAUUUUAAAGUAAAGGAUGUUAUCAGAAUUCUGCCAUGCAAGCAUAUUUUUCAUAGAAUAUGCAUUGACCCAUGGCUUUUGGAUCACCGCACGUGUCCAAUGUGUAAACUUGAUGUCAUCAAAGCCCUGGGAUAUUGGGGAGAGCUUGAGGACGGGCAGGAGAUGCCUGUUCCAGAAUUGGCCCCUGGGAGUGUUGUGGCUGCAGAUUUGAGUAUUGCUGUCCAAGAAGAUGACAGAAGUGACGGGAGCAACUCACCAUUGUCCUCCACUAAUGAACCCGUAGCACAGUGCGGUACCAGGUUUAAGGAAGAUUCAGGUGAAAACACAGCCUUACUAGAAACAGGCAGGAGCGACCUUCAGCAUGGGGGACCAGUCUCUUAGCGCACUUCCCUCUGACGCGGCACGGACAGAGCUUUGAAUUAAAGGACAUUCUAUUUUUUUUACUUCAGCAUAUAGUUUGUAUAUUUGAAAAUAAUGUACAUUCUUUUACCUUUCAGGUUUCGAUUUGAUAAAAAAAAAAGCUAAAAUAUUUUAUUCUGAAAGAGACUUUUUGAUUAGUCUUUAUAUAUUUAUCUACUAAAAUAUGUUUACGAUAAACAAUACGUUGUUUCAGACCAUUACAGAGUUGACAACUGGGGACGGCAUGCCUAAGAAAGGAUGGGUGCUGUUUCUAAAUACUAGACUAGCUACUAUGGUACUGUAUAAAUGAGAUUCUGUCUCUCAAGGAUGGUUUUAGACUAAGCACACAGAAUUUAGACUGGUUGAAGUGAAAUUGUGUAAAUUCAGUUUUCCCUGGAGGAAAGACUUUUCUUGUAAAUGAGAUGAGAGAAACCUACAGCUUUCUUGCACCUUGGUAUUAUAUAGAGAGGUUUCGAAACCUGAGAACACGUCUUCAUUGUUUUCUCUUUGGAAUUAGCAGAAGAGCAUUAGAUAACUUUAGGGUUUACAUUUUCCCCUUUCAUUAAUUUCUUAUGAUACCUUGAUGGGGAUGGAAAUUUGUUCAUUUUUUCUACAAAUGAAAAUGUGAAGAUUCUGUAUUUUACACGAGCAUUAAGUUCUUCGUUGCUUUGUUAAGGAAAUUGAGUAGGCAGACUGAUUUUUUUUUUCUUUGUAAAUGAUGAAUAUAUGGUUCCAAUCGCAAUUUAAUGUUUAUAAUUUUGAUUGUUGUUGUAACAAAAUAAGUAAACAUUUUCUCGAUUAAUUUUAAAGCAAACUUAAUGACGCUGAGCUUGUUUAAUCACCUGUCCUUCCUACUUAGGUUUGCUGUUCUUGUAGGUGAAAGGACCAGGCUAAUGUAAAGCUAGCUUUCUGGAGACCACUAAGUUUAUAAAGUGAUUAAGUAAACAUCCCCCACCCUCCCUUUUUCUGUUGAGAGUUAACUUUUUUAGAACUUGAAAUUGUAGUCCUGUGUUGAUUCUAAACCAGUUACUGUAUAUUUUUAUUUUGUUGGUAAAAAUAAAUGUUUAUUGAAAAAAAAUUUUAAAGAAUUUAUUCUUAUAGUUGUAUCUAGGAUAUACAGUUGUUAGAGAUUAUUUUUUUCAAACUAUUUACCAUACUUAGAUUGUAGCCACUCAUAGUGAAAUACUUGGUAAGUAAACAGUUUUACUGAAGUAAAUAAACUCUGUGGACAGAUUCAGUUUGUGGAGCUAUCAGAAGAGAAAAUUUGUCUUUGAGCUCUCAUUUAAACACAACCUCAAAGUAGGUUUCCGUAAUAGCCAUUAUCUUUGAAUUUAGCCUUCUGUGGUUCACUGCGAAUAGGAACAUAGGUCCUUGAUUUUAUACCAAGUAGGUUGUUGGCUUCUUUGUAUUUUAAGAAACAUCCUUGGGAGAAAUGCUUUAAUUAACAGUUCUUCCCAGCAGCCAAUGAAACUGACUUUUAAAUACUAUGAUAGAUCAAGGUCAGUUGUUUUUGAUAAUUACAUAACUGAUUUCUUAAUCAGGGGCUGUCAAAUAUAGCUUUCCUUAAUUCAAAAGUUUGGACACUAAAUUAUAAAUAGAAGAGAUUGGAAGAAUUAUAGUUUAAUUUCUAGAAACACAAGUCUUUAAUAGCAGAAAAAGAAAUUAGCAGGAGAUAGAAAACUCUUCAGUCUUUAAAAGGGAAAAGUUUUCCAUUGAUAGGUUUAAGAUGGAAAUAUGAUAAAGAAUCAAAUAUUACCAGAAUUUUUGCUAAGAAAAAGUCGUCGACAUGCUGGGAACAGAGAAUAUAAAUGAAGAACGUGUAUACUAAAUUAGAUUUACUUAAGAUUAUUUAUGGCAGCAAUCAUAUUCGUUUUAACAAUGGUCAUAAAAGCUAUUUGUUCACAAAUAAUGUAGAAACACUUUUUUUGGUUUUUGUUUUUUAAACUAUGAAAGUUUGCAAACAGCAUGUGAAAGAGGCAGCAUAUGCUGAACAUGUAGUACUCGGUAUGUAGUCUGCUGCUUCUGGGUCUUCUGCCAGAAAACCAGGAAGGAUCCGGAGGAGAGGUGGAAACAGCAAGUUGUGCCAGGUGAUUUACAGAUAUUAAAGCUAGAAAUUGAAACUAGAAAAUCCAGAGAAUUCAAGAUGCAUUUUAACGACAAUCAAGUUGAAGUUGUCUGAGUGCACUAUAAAGUUGAUUGCAGAUACUGAAUCCCAGGAUCAUAGUUUCUUGUACUUCAGGUACCAAGACCGUCAUUUUAAGUGGAGUACUUCAAGAAAAAAGGCCUACUGCUAUCACACAAGAAUGCCCAAACCAUCGAUUCCUCCUUACCAGCCAAGGCCAGCUGAAGCCCGCUAAUGUCCACAGACUGGCCCAUGUUUCCAACGUCCAUCAACGCAAUCUGUCGAGGUGUCUUUUUAAAGAGCUCCCUUGGAGGUGCCAGCAUCAGCUGGGAAAGAAAAAACUUUUCUGGUGGAGUUAUAGGAGGUAAAAAUCCUACAAAGAAAGAUGUACAAUGAUUACUCCAGUGGUUAUUUUUAGGAAUUAACAUGAAUCUGGUAAAAUUAGCAUUUGCUACUUGCCAUUUCAAUUCACAUAUCUUAAAGACAAGGUUUCAAUUAUAAUUCACAUUUUUGAAAAUGUAAUUAAACAUGUCACUUGAAUUCCUAUGACUUGUGGCAACAUCAAUGAAAUGAGGUUUUUGUAACUAUUAAGAACUUGUUUUUGUGCUUGCUUCGGCAGCACGUAUACUAAAAGAACUUUGUUUUUAACGUGCCUCAGUUCCUGCAAAGGCUAAAGCUUACAAGUGCCAUCAAAAACAAAACACUAUAGUGCUCAGAAAUGCUUUUCUUUCUUUGCUGCUGUAACUGUAGAGGUUGAAGAGGCAAGAGUCACUAGCAAUGCAAAUAUACUUCACAUACCUGCUUUAGUACAA